AAACAAAGAACCAAAAAAAACUGUACCAUGGCUGCUACAAAGCUGACUGCCCGCAAAUCCACCAGGAAACAGCGGGCUACAAAAGCCGCUCAUAAGAGUGCGCCCUCUACUGGAGGGGUGAAGAAACCUCAUCGUUACAGGCCUGGUACUGUGGCACUCCGUGAAAUUAGAUGUUAUCAGAAGUCCACUGAACUUCUGAUCCGCAAACUCCCCUUCCAGGAUCUAGUGCGAGAAAUUGCUCAGGACUUCAAAACAGAUCUGCGCUUCCAGAGUGCAGCUAUUGGUGCUUUACAGGAAGCAAGCGUAGCCUAUCUGGUUGGCCUUUUUGAAGAUACCAACCUGUGUGCUAUCCAUGCCAAACGUGUAACAAUUAUGCCAAAAGAUAUCCAGCUAGCACGCUGCAUACACGAAGAAUAUGCUUAA
Messenger RNA from Nannospalax galili (Upper Galilee mountains blind mole rat), 423 nucleotides. RefSeq names its product histone H3.3-like. Gene Ontology annotation, molecular function: protein heterodimerization activity; structural constituent of chromatin; DNA binding. The transcript is spliced from 2 exons. Lineage: Eukaryota; Metazoa; Chordata; Mammalia; Rodentia; Spalacidae. The coding region runs from base 28 to 423 and encodes 131 amino acids. Gene Ontology annotation, cellular component: nucleosome. The record is from RefSeq and is a predicted model, not a curated record.